AUGGUACGAUUUGCUAACCAAACAAGUUUCAAAUUGUUAACUUCAACACCAUAUUAUGCUCAAGCAAAUGGUCAAGUCGAAGCAACCAAUAAAAACCUCAUCACUUUGAUUAAAAAGAAGUUGGAAGAAAAUCCAAGAGAAAUUUGUCUACAAUCCACUAGUGUUCAAAGACAACAUGAAAUUCCUGUUGACCGUUACUGGAAUAUGGUUUUGGAUGAGUUGGUCGAUAUAGAUGAAGAAAGGUUAAAAGCAUUAGAUGUUCUCAUGAGGCAAAAGGAGAGAAUAACCAAGUUUUAUAACAAAAAGGUCAAAUCAAAAACUUUUGAUGUAAAUGACUUGGUUUGGAAAGUUAUCCUGCCUAUGGAUAAAAGAGACACAACCUUAGGUAAAUCGGCACCUGGUUGGGAAGGACCAUGGAAAAUCCUAAGAGUCUUUUUGAAUAAUGCAUAUGAAAUUGAAGAGUUGAAUGACGACAAUCGAAUCAUGUGCAUGGGAAAUACUUGA
This is a messenger RNA of Medicago truncatula (barrel medic), 504 nucleotides long. RefSeq lists its product as uncharacterized. Gene Ontology annotation, molecular function: nucleic acid binding. The record is from RefSeq and is a predicted model, not a curated record. The transcript is spliced from 2 exons. Bases 1 to 504 code for a protein of 167 amino acids. NCBI's taxonomy places the organism in Eukaryota, Viridiplantae, Streptophyta, Magnoliopsida, Fabales, Fabaceae.